Cygnus atratus (black swan) is the source of this 732-nucleotide messenger RNA. RefSeq names its product transcription factor HES-5-like. The transcript has 4 exons. Bases 1 to 732 code for a protein of 243 amino acids. Gene Ontology annotation, biological process: regulation of transcription by RNA polymerase II; anterior/posterior pattern specification; regulation of neurogenesis. Gene Ontology annotation, molecular function: protein dimerization activity; DNA-binding transcription factor activity, RNA polymerase II-specific; RNA polymerase II cis-regulatory region sequence-specific DNA binding. Gene Ontology annotation, cellular component: nucleus. The record is from RefSeq and is a predicted model, not a curated record. NCBI's taxonomy places the organism in Eukaryota, Metazoa, Chordata, Aves, Anseriformes, Anatidae.
AUGCGAGCCAUGAAGCUGGCUAUUGCGGUGACACCUCCCUCCUUCCUGUCAACUGCCCCUUCAGCGGGCUUCGCGGGAUUUCCAAGCGAGAACGUGUCUUUGGCUGUCUUACCUCGCCACACGCUUCCCCUCUCGGGCGUUUCCAUUUCCAGACCCUUCCAGAGGCGGCUGGUCGCUGCCAGAGCACAGCCGCGUGCUCAGCGCCCAGGCUGGAGAGCACCAGACAUGGCUCCCAGUAACGCUCUCAUGAUCCACGUGGAGGAGAAACUGCUGCCAAAAGAAAAGAAUAAACUCAGGAAGCCGGUGGUGGAGAAAAUGCGCCGGGACCGGAUUAACAGCAGCAUCGAGCAGCUGAAGCUGCUCCUGGAGAAGGAGUUCCAGAGGCACCAGCCCAACUCCAAGCUGGAGAAAGCCGACAUCCUGGAGGUGGCUGUCAGCUACCUCAAACAGCAGAGCCAGCUGCAGGACCCAGCAUUCAUCCACAAGAAUCCAGAGCAGGACUUUAACAGCGGAUACCUGCGGUGCCUCAAGGAAGCGAUGCAUUUUCUGUCCUACUACGAACCCAAGAGGGAAACACAGGCCCAGCUCAUCAAGCAUUUCUGCAAAGCCCAGACGGGUGCAGAUGUCACGUACUCUCCUGCUCCGCGCAGGCCACCUCUGUCACCCUGUCUGCUCGCCAGAAAGCAGCCUGCCCAGAAGACCCUGGCUCCUACCAUCUGGAGACCCUGGUAG